Molecule: messenger RNA, 1638 nt
Organism: Dermacentor silvarum
Lineage: Eukaryota; Metazoa; Arthropoda; Arachnida; Ixodida; Ixodidae
Product: galanin receptor type 1
Exons: 5
Coding region: 1-1638 (545 amino acids)
Biological process (GO): G protein-coupled receptor signaling pathway
Cellular component (GO): membrane
Molecular function (GO): G protein-coupled receptor activity
Source: RefSeq, a predicted model, not a curated record
AUGACUCCCGUUCCCACUGGUAUCGACGACUGCUGCGCGGGCGGCCUGUGGAAUGCGUCCUCCCGUCUAGCGGCCGUAGUCGACGACGGCGCCGCGUCGUCGUCCAUGUCCUCGUCGCCAUCGGCGUUCCCCAAGGCCCCCUUCAACGCGACCGUCGGCGACGUCGACCACCAGGACCCGCUCCUGGUCUAUCCGGGCGUUCCUUACCCGGACCUUACGCAGCUGCCAGGAGUGUGCAGCGCUUUCGUCCUCCUUUAUCUGAUAGUGAUGGUGCUAUCGCUGGUUGGCAACUCGAUGGUGUGUUACACGGUGCUAUCGGACCGUAAGAUGCACACGGCCGUCAACUACUACAUGGUGAACCUCGCGGCCUGUGACUUGGCCGUCGGCGCGUUCGUGCUCCCGGUCAAGCUGAUGGAACUGGCCGGUCCGGCCUCAUGGUCGCUGAUGACAGACUGGCUGUGCACGACUCUGCUCUACUCGCAAACUGUUGUGGUGUUCGCGUCCGUGCUGACGCUAGUCGCCACCUGCCUGGAGAGGUAUCUGGCCAUCGUGCAUCCUCUCGUAUCUCGAGCCCAGCAGAGCAAGGCCCGCGCCAAGCGUAUCUUGCUGGGAGUCUGGGCAGCCCCGUGUCUGCUGGCGUCGCCGUUCCUGCAGCCGGCGAGAGCAGAGUCCGACACUCUGUGGUCACAAUACGGCAGCAUCUCGAGGCGAAGCUGCCUCAUCACGCUCGAGCCAAGCUUUAGGAGGGGCUACUACACGAGCCUGUUCGUGCUGAUGUACCUGCUGCCACUGGCGUUCAUAGGCUGGACGUGCGCCCGCAUCGCUCGCUGUCUGCUCAAGGGCAUUGCUCUCACCAGGCAAGGAAGCCUGCGCCGACAGGAGGCCAAUCGCAGAAAGGUCGCCAAGAUGGUGAUGGUCGUGGCCGCGGCGUUCGCCCUGUCCUGGACGCCAUACUUCCUGGUGUCAAUGUGGACCCAGUUUGGCACCAACUACCUGGAGAAGCAGAACUACUUCUUUACCAUGCUCAGCAUCAACCUGCUUGCUUUCAUCAACUCUUGUGUCAACCCAUUCAUCUACGCGGCCAUGAGCAGGCGCUUCCGCGGCGGCUUCCGGCGCAUCUUGUAUCCGGUUGCCUGCAUCGGAAGCUGCCAGUCAGGAACCAGGUGGCCGCCCACCGCAAGGCCUGUGGUUCCCGCCUAUUCAUCGUCGUUCCGGCUUCGCCUCCAUCGGCUGGCGAACGGCACCAGCCUGUUGUCGACUGCGUCCAGUGGGUCGCAGAGCGACAGCCUGCCCCACUCGGCACUCCCGGGGGCUCACCCGCAGCAUCGAGUGGCGGCGGCGGCGGCGUUGAGGAACGCGAAGCAGGCUAGACUCGCCAGCAGCAGCGGCAACACGAGAGGUGCGGCCACCAUCAUGGAUACCGGACCUUUUUCCCUCGCGGCUGCCAUAUCUGCCAAGGAUGCCAAGGAUGCCAAGGACGACACUCUCCCCGAGCAGCAUCGCCGGGCCCUCAGCGACUCGGUGCUGACUCGACACAACGGCUGCUGUUCCGAGAACGGAAGCCUGCCCUCCGUUGCCAGGAGAGUGCCAGAUUUCGAACCGGGAGUGAUAUCCAAGCGACGAGGCAUCACCCAGUGA